Molecule: messenger RNA, 156 nt
Organism: Parastagonospora nodorum SN15
Lineage: Eukaryota; Fungi; Ascomycota; Dothideomycetes; Pleosporales; Phaeosphaeriaceae
Exons: 2
Coding region: 1-156 (51 amino acids)
Source: RefSeq, a predicted model, not a curated record
AUGGCGGCCCUCACUAAGAAGGUGAGCGCACCUGAAAUCAACAAGAGCAAAGAUGUGAAGGUCACAGCGAUAUCAUAUCCGUUCUGGUUUGGUGGAAGCGCAAGUUGCUUCGCGACAUUCUUUACACACCCAUUGGAUCUCGUCAAGGUACUCUAA